AUGAUAUAUUCAAUAAUUAUAAAAGAAUUUAUAGAUUUAGAGAUAUCUCAGUUGAUUUCAGAGAGAGUUGAAUCAUCGAAAUAUGAUUAUCACGGUGUAAAAUAUCAUCGUGUACAAAAUUCCAUUAUCAACAGUGAAUGGUACGAUAUUUACUAUCAUCAAUUGGGUAUAGUACCACAACUCAAUAGUUUACUCAACCUUAAGCUAGUUUCAAAACAAUGGAAUAGUUCAAUCAAUAAACUUGUCAAUCAUUUCAGAUUGAACAAAGAUAACUAUAAGAUUAAUAGCUAUAGUCAUGUCGAACCAGAUUCAAUCGUUUCUCUGAGGAUCGAUGGAGAUAAUUGUUCUGCCACCAAUUGCAAUGAGAAUGAUAUACUGGAGCAUUGGAAAGACAAGUUGUCUCUCGAUUUCUGUCUUCAGAUACCCCAUGAAGCCGAAAGCAACGUUCAGGCAUUCGUAGAUUCACUGAUGGCCAAUAAUCAAUUGGAUUCAUUUUACUUUCGAAACUACUUUGGAUCGACAUCAGAGUGUAAUGAAAGUCUAUUGUUCGAUUUUAAAAAGUAUAACAAGUCGUUCAAAAAAUCAGAAAAACACGCUCUAGACUUUGAAGAAGAAAUCAACGCUGAUCUUUAUCCAAAUCAUUUCGGUCAAACCAGACCUCUAUAUUAUAAAAAACCUGAAACAAAUAAAAAUGACGAUGGAGAUGAAGAAGAGGAUGAAGAGGAGGAGGAAGAAGAUGAAGACUUAAGAUUUAGAGAGGAUGACGAAGAAUCACAAACUAUAUUCAUUUUUGAAAAUGAAAAGAAAACACUUGAAUUUUGUGAAUUGGAUACAUGGAAAGACGAACAAAGUCAAGGUUCAUUCUCUAUCAAUUUAUUUAAAAAUAAAAAUACUCCCAUUUAA
This is a messenger RNA of Heterostelium album PN500, 903 nucleotides long. RefSeq lists its product as uncharacterized. NCBI's taxonomy places the organism in Eukaryota, Evosea, Eumycetozoa, Acytosteliales, Acytosteliaceae. The transcript has 2 exons. Bases 1 to 903 code for a protein of 300 amino acids. The record is from RefSeq and is a predicted model, not a curated record.